Branchiostoma floridae (Florida lancelet) is the source of this 1449-nucleotide messenger RNA. RefSeq lists its product as uncharacterized. The transcript is spliced from 5 exons. The coding region runs from base 205 to 669 and encodes 154 amino acids. NCBI's taxonomy places the organism in Eukaryota, Metazoa, Chordata, Leptocardii, Amphioxiformes, Branchiostomatidae. The record is from RefSeq and is a predicted model, not a curated record.
UGCUAGGGCGCCAUGGCGCUAAGCGUCCCGUAACUAGGUACCGCCCAUCGGUGUGUUUAUAGGUGACAUGCUUCCGGUGUUCGCUACACGCCAGCAUUACAAGCCGUGGAAAUCAGUGGAGGUCUGAGACAGUAUUCUGAGAUAUUGAGAACUUAGCCAGUUUGCAGUCACAGUUUCAAAGCAAUAAGAACACAUCAGCUCAACAUGAGUGCCCCAACAACGCGACUGAGGGAAUUCAAAUCUGCAGUAGCGAAUCCAACCCCUAGUAAUUACAGAUACGGAAGAACCGUAGAAGGGUUGUACCCCGGACAGGUCGGACGGGUCUCAUACCAGAUGAAAGAAGCUCCCUUGCACCAGAGUUACAGAUUUCUUCCCGAGUUCACAUUGAGAGCACCCUACACCCAUGACAAGGAAAACCCGUUCAAGAACGUGAUCCAUACGGAGGCAUCUUGGGAGUACGCUCACCCCACCAACCCCGCGCCCCUGCCCCAGACACCCGGCGACCCUGUCAGACGGCCCCACACGGUGGACGUGUACGGGCUGCCCGACCAGACCUUCCGCACCAGCUACGGAGACUCCUUCAACAGGCGGGGCGAGCUGUGGGACACCAGAGAUCCGCUAGAUGUCACCAGACUCAAGGCCAAGAAAAGAGUCACGUUUGAUUCAUAGAUAACGAUAUUACGAGGAUGCUCCAAAAAGCAGUUACAUACUCAAGUAACUAGAUAUGGUUUUGGAAACGGUCAGACAUUUCAGAUAGUAUCCACUAUCUUUCGUCAGUGGCAAGAAAGAGAUCUGGAACAAACUGUUUUUAUACCCUAAAAUGAAUACAAAAGAGAUGAAGGCAAUUUUGGAUGUCCAAUAGGAAACAAGAUAUGGGAAAGGGCUUGUUUUUUUUAACUGCCGCUGACUGUCAUUUCAUCAUCAUUUGAUUGAUCUAGAUUUUCAUUCUUGAAAUCGGCAAGGAGAAACGAGGCUUUUAUGGGGAAACCCACAUGUAAAUAUAUAGUAAGGUAAAAUUGAAAAAAAUACAUUAAAGAAUGCUUUUACUAUGUAGAAUUGCAGAGGGAAAGGGGAUAAGGUAUUUUCUAUGCGUACAAGAGUCUUGUACGUUUAUAAGAAAGUUAGUAUAAAGUCAUAAGUGCACGAAAGACUUUCAAUGUUUAAAAAAAAAGAAGAGAAAAGAGAAAAAUACACGCCAUCACUUUAUUACAACAGGAUGAGUCUACGAUGCCUAGAAUUUCUUAUGAUUGGAUCUAAGACUGAACCAGUACUGUUCCUUGCCGUAUAUUUUGGAAGUAUGUCUGCCAGUUGCUGCUACUGUUCACUGUUGCACCUUUAUUGAGAUUGAUCAUGUUCAUUUUUUGUAAGUAAGAGUGUAUUGCUCAGCCAUACUUACGGUUCUAUGUACGAAUAAACCAAACUGCUGAUUGUAGCAGUGUUGACACAGUU